AUGUUCCAGAGGCUUAAGGGCGCCAUCGACCGGACCAUUGCGGAGGAACAGGCUCGCCAGGAGCAGGCACGACAACGAAUCGAACCCGGAGGCGCCACCCCGCGCAGGUCCGAAUCCACCUCGCGGAGUAACCAGUCGUCCGCGAGACGCCCCAAGAAGGCUGCCGCCGACGCCCUCAAGGACGACACCGCCGCCAGCCCCUCCAACACCGACCCGGCCGUUUUCGAAGCCGCCUUUGCCCUCGACGACAGCGAGGAACCCAGCCGCGCCGGAACCCCCAAGCCCGCGCCCGACGCCAUGGACAAGGGCGACGAGAAGCCCAAGAACAAGGCCGAAGAGGGCCAGAACGGCGACGCCGACAAGGAUAAUGAAAAGGACAAGCCGUCCGAGGGUGCCCCCGCCCCCGCUGCUGCCGGCGCUGACGCCGCCCCUACAGCCGCAGCUGCGGCGCCGGAACUGUCCCCCGAGAUCCGCAUGAAGCUCCGCAAGCUGGAGAAGCUGGAAAAGACGUAUCCCGAGCUUCUCCGGUCAUACCGAAUCGCCCACACCCGCGCCACAUCCAUCGAACCCUUCGAGCGCGUGCUCAAGGAACACACCAGCGUCGGCUCGAUCCGCGAACCCGAGGGUCUGGUCGAGUAUCUCAACUCCCUCAAGCAGAAGGAGCAGAUGAUCAUGGACGAGUACAAGCGGGUCUCGAUCGAGAAGGACGACUUCAAGAAGAAGUUCGAAGCCGCCGAGAAGGACGUCGAGAAGUUCAAGAAGGAGGUCGACGAGCUUAGGGCGGCUCAGUCCGCCGUCCCGGCCGCCCGCGACGAGCCGGACGAGGCCAAGGAGCAGGUCGACGCCGCCACCAGCACCAAGGACGACGCCGCCGCCGUCAAGUCGCCUCUGCAACAGGCCCUGGGUAUCUUCUCGCCCAAGCAAAAGGCACAGGAACCCGAGGGCGCCAAGCCCGACGAGUCCGGAGCCGAUUUCUUCUCCUACGACGAGGAGGCCCCCAAGUACGAGGCCGACAUGGCCGCCAAGGACGGCGAGAUUGAGAAGCUCAAGGCCGAGAUCGACUCGCUCAAGGCCGACCUCGCCUCCGCCCAGGACUCCAGCGCCGACCUUACCGAGAAGUUCGACAAGGUGACAAAGGAGGCCGGCGAACUGCGCGACAUUGCUGCCGUCAAGACAUCCCUCGAGACGCAGCUGGAGGCCAGGAACAAAGAAAUCAAGUCGCUCACAGAGCGUCUGGAGACGUCGCAGAAGCAGCUCAAGGAAGUGGAGGCCAAGCUCAAGGGCGAGGUCGAAUCCGCCAAGAAGGACGCCAAGGCGGUCCAGUCGAAGCUCAACGAGUCCAACGCCCGUGCAGAUAGGGAAGAGGCGCGUGCCAAGGAGGCCGUUGCCGCCAAGACCCAGGUCGAGAAGAAGAUCGAGACCCUGAACGGGCAGAUUGAGAACAUCAAGAAGGCAAAGGCCGAGCACGAGAAGAACAUUGCCGAGCUCACCAAGCAGCUGGAGAAGCAGCAGGCCGCCGAAACCGCCCCGCCGGCCACCCCCACGGCCACGGGUCCUACAGAUACCUCUUCCCCGGGCAUGAGCAAGAACGCCAAGAAGAACAACAACAAGAAGAAGAAAAAGGCCGGCGCGGCUGCGGCUGCGGCAGCAAACGCGGCUACUACUACUACUACUACUACGACGACCGCCGGCACGGCCACGCCCGCGGCGGCCGAAGAAGCCAAGGAGUCUGAUACGGAGGCCCUGGAGGCGGAGAUUACACGCCUCAAGGAGGAAGUCACGACGAAGGACUCUCAGAUUGAGAGGCUGACAAAGCAGCGCAAGACGGAGGAGGAUCUCCGCGAGGAGAUCGAGACGCUGCGCGACGAAGUCACAGAGAUUGGCCAGGAACACGUGGUGGCCAAGGAGAAGAUCAAGAACCUCGAGGCGGAGAAGAAGGCGCUCGAGGCGCGGAUCGCGGAGCUCGAGAAGGAGCUCGGGUCGUCGGCCGGCGACGCCGAGGCCAAGGAGAAGCUGCAGAGCGAGUUCGACAAGCUGCAGAGCGAGUACGACGACCUCAAGAGCAAGUCGUCGACGCUGCAGUCGGACCUGGGCGCCGCCCAGCAGCUGGCACAGACCCGGUUCAAGGACCUCACGGAGCUGCGCGAGGUGCUCCAGAGGGCGCAGCCCGAGAUGAAGGCGCUGCGCCAAGACUCGGCCGCUCUCAAGACGGCCAAGGAGGAGCUCGCCGCCAAGAACACGGAGCUCCGUAACCUGGAGAAGAAGGAGAGGGACCUCAAGUCGGACGUCGCCAGGGUGCAGCGGCUGGCGACGGACCGCGAGACGGAGAUCAAGACGCUCCGCGAGAAGCUGACGGGCGAGACGAACAACCGGCUGCGGCUGGAAGACGCGCAGCGGGUGUCGGCGCGCGACCUGCGGCGGUCGGAAGUGGAAAAGGUGGAGAUCAGCGCGCGGGAGGAGAAGACGGCGCGGGAGCUGCAGAAGGUGCAGGAGGAGGCCAACAAGCUGCGGCCCCGGGUACAGGAGCUCGAGGAGCAGGUGGAGAAGCUCGAGAAGGAGAAGAAGUCGCUGCAGGAGGAGGCGGACCUCAAGACGCAGCAGUACGCCAACGCGCAGGGCCUGCUCGGCAGCAUGCGUGACCAGACGGGCGAGCUGACGAUCCAGCUCAAGGAGGCGCGGGCGCAGUCGGAGUCGCUCGAGGAGGAGCUCGCCGAGAUCCAGAAGCACCUGUCGGAGCGGUCGCGCGAGGCGGAGAGGAUGCGGGGGCUGCUGGCGGACGUGGACGAGCGGGCGGACAGCAAGGUGCGGGAGAUGCGGGCGCGGAUGGAGGCGGCGAUCGAGGAGCGAGACCGGAUCGAGGACGAGUCGAGCACGCUGGCGCGGCGCAGGGCGCGGGAGACGGAGGAGCUGAAGCAGAAGGUGCGGGACCUCGAGCGGGAGGUCAAGACGCUGGCGGGGGCCAAGGAGGAGCUCGAGGGCAAGGAGCGGGAGUGGCGCAGGCGGAGGGAGGAGCUCGAGUUGGUGGAGGAGCGGGCGACGGCCGAGGUGGAGGAGAUGCGGUCGGCGGUGUCGGACCUGCGGUCGACGCUGGACGCGUCGGAGCAGCAGGUGCGGGAGGCGGAGCGGCAGAAGUCGGACCUGCGGCGUCUGCUGGAAGAUUCGAAGCAGCGGUUCGACAAGGUCAGCAAGGAGCUCAAGACGGUGCAGGGCAAGCUGGGGGCAAGCGUGACGUCGGGCCGCAGCUCGAUGGACUCGAACCGGUCGGGUGGGCCGAACGGGGCGGCGUCCGGGGCGGCGGCGCCCGGGGCCUCGGCGGACACCAUGUACCUCAAGACCAUCAUGCUGCAGUUCCUGGAGCAGAAGGACAACAAGCUGCGGGAGCAGCUGGUGCCGGUGCUGGCGAGGAUCUUGAAGUUUGACAAGACGGACGAGCAGAAGUGGAAGCGUGCGAUUCAGCACAUAACCGUUCGAUGA
Messenger RNA from Colletotrichum graminicola M1.001, 3474 nucleotides. RefSeq names its product GRIP domain-containing protein. Bases 1 to 3474 code for a protein of 1157 amino acids. The transcript has 4 exons. NCBI's taxonomy places the organism in Eukaryota, Fungi, Ascomycota, Sordariomycetes, Glomerellales, Glomerellaceae. The record is from RefSeq and is a predicted model, not a curated record.